AUGGCUACAACAACACCAGUAGUGUCUGGUCGAGAGUUGACAAAUCCUCCGUCAGACGGAAUCUCCAACAUUCGUUUCUCUAAUCACAGUGAUCACCUUCUCGUUUCCUCAUGGGACAAGACUGUUCGUUUGUAUGAUGCAAGCGCAAAUGUGCUUAGAGGAGAGUUUCUCCACGGUGGACCCGUUCUUGACUGUUGCUUCCACGAUGACUCUUCCGGAUUCAGUGCCUCCUCCGAUAACACUGUCAGACGCCUUGUUUUCGCCACCGGGAAAGAGGAUAUUCUCGGAAAGCAUGAUGCUCCUGUUCGUUGUGUUGAGUACUCCUAUGCUGCAGGGCAAUUGAUCACUGGUAGUUGGGACAAAACCCUAAAAUGUUGGGAUCCUAGAGGUGCAAGCGGACAGGAGCGCACUCUUGUUGGGACAUAUCCACAGCCUGAGCGUGUUUACUCUCUAUCUCUUGUUGGACAUCGGCUUGUUGUAGCAACAGCUGGAAGACAUGUUAAUGUUUAUGACUUGAGGAACAUGUCUCUGCCUGAACAACGAAGGGAAUCAUCAUUGAAAUAUCAAACCAGAUGUGUACGCAGUUACCCAAAUGGAACAGGAUAUGCACUUAGUUCUGUUGAAGGGCGAGUUGCAAUGGAAUUCUUUGACCUCUCUGAAGCUAGCCAGGCAAAGAAAUAUGCUUUUAAGUGUCACAGAAAAUCUGAAGCUGGAAGGGAUAUCGUCUACCCUGUAAAUGCCAUGGCAUUCCACCCCAUAUAUGGUACAUUUGCCACAGGAGGUUGUGACGGUUUUGUUAAUGUAUGGGACGGAAACAACAAAAAGAGGCUGUACCAGUAUUCAAAAUAUCCAACUAGCAUUGCUGCACUCUCAUUUAGCAGAGAUGGCCGCCUCCUGGCUGUUGCAUCAAGUUACACAUUCGAAGAGGGACCCAAACCCCAAGAACAGGAUGCUAUCUAUGUUCGCAGCGUGAAUGAGAUUGAGGUCAAGCCAAAACCCAAAGCCUUUCCAAAUCCUACAGCUUGA
Molecule: messenger RNA, 1026 nt
Organism: Vicia faba (fava bean)
Lineage: Eukaryota; Viridiplantae; Streptophyta; Magnoliopsida; Fabales; Fabaceae
Source: the annotation of a GenBank genome assembly